This is a messenger RNA of Symbiodinium necroappetens, 639 nucleotides long. The record is from the annotation of a GenBank genome assembly. NCBI's taxonomy places the organism in Eukaryota, Dinophyceae, Suessiales, Symbiodiniaceae.
AUGGAACAGACCACUGCCGAGCUUUUCGCCUCGAUGGUGGACUCCAGGGCCCACUUCGGGAAGGGCGUCUACUGUAGUCAGCAUGAACCAGCUGUAUGGGGCUCCCGCACUCGUAUUUUGCUGAACAGCUACAGCAAUUUGAGCCCCUUUCGCGAGACAACAGAUGCUGAGUCUCAGCGGGUGGAGAAGGAAUGGGGCGCAGGCAACGCCGGAGGCCAUCGCGCAGCCUUCUGCAUUCCGAUUCUAGUGUCCAGAGAGCUCGCGUACAACACCUUUGAAAAGCAGACGCCUGAUCUCGCCCAGAAGAUCGUCCGUGACGCAAACACGGGAGAGGAGCGCCGGAUCAAUCUUGGAGAAGACUACCGCGGCCGCAAAGUGGAUCCUGGACGCGAUGUUUGUGUUGUGCAGGUGACGGACGAUGCUGGCAGCGUGAAGCAUGCUGGAGCCGAGGCAGACGGUUUGCUGAGACUGCUCCGGCGUCGCUUGGCCAACCUCCGACGAGAGCUCGGCGACGACGCGGAGAUCACAUUGGACUGCAUGUUCGAGCUCGGGAGGAGGCUGGAUGGCCGCGCCCUGCACAAAGAAGCGGAGCAGCUGUACAAGGAGUGUCUGCGCGGCCGCAGGGCCAAACUUGGUGAA